Molecule: messenger RNA, 2044 nt
Organism: Coffea eugenioides
Lineage: Eukaryota; Viridiplantae; Streptophyta; Magnoliopsida; Gentianales; Rubiaceae
Product: probable histone-arginine methyltransferase 1.3
Exons: 15
Coding region: 203-1828 (541 amino acids)
Biological process (GO): peptidyl-arginine methylation
Molecular function (GO): protein-arginine N-methyltransferase activity
Source: RefSeq, a predicted model, not a curated record
AGCUGUUGCGGCACUAGAACCGCCCCACUACUUUGUCACCUUCUGUCAGUCAGUCAGUCUUCUCUUAAACCCUAGAUUUUCUCUGUCAUCCUAUACAUACGGAUAUAUACGUAUACACAUUUGUACACACACGAACACCCCCCAAUUCUUAUUCAUACAGAACUAAUUCCAAUAAAGCUCCGAAUUUUAGAGAAAUUGAAAAAUGGAGGUUCCUGUUGUAGAAGAGGGGAAAGAGCUAGUAAAAAACGAAGAAUUUAAUGUGGCUUCAAUAACGGAGGUACCGGCGUCAUCGUCUUCGAGUUCUUCUCCCGUGAUUGGGCGGUUUAGGUUGAAUAAUGGAGUGGCGGAGCUUCGGUUUGGUGAAGAUUCUGAAUCUAAUUUAUUGCCUCAUUUUGAUCUUCGUUGCACUCAGCUUUUUAAACUAAGCCAAGUUCAGUCAAUGUGCAUACAAGAAGCUUCGGAAAGUAAUAAAGAGAAAACCUAUUCAAGGGGAAUCACCAUUCAAUUUAGAAACGAGGAGGAAAGUAGGGCCUUCCAUUGUGCAUUUGAUCAAUGGAAGAAAGAAGUGGUUUUUCAAGCCUCACAUUUGCCAAAUGGGACUGUGUUGGCAUCACAAAGCAAAUUUGAUAGCAAAAUAGAGGCAUCUUCUGCUAAAAUGUACUUCCACUAUUAUGGGCAACUAUUGCAUCAGCAAAAUAUGUUGCAGGAUUAUGUGAGAACAGGAACAUAUUAUGCUGCUGUCAUUGAGAACCGUGCCGACUUUUUUGGCCGUGUAGUUGUUGAUGUUGGUGCUGGUAGUGGCAUUUUGUCCCUAUUUGCUGCCCAGGCUGGUGCAAAACAUGUCUAUGCUGUUGAAGCGUCUGAAAUGGCAGAAUAUGCACGUAAACUUAUUGCUGGGAAUCCAAUACUUAGUCAAAGAAUUACUGUAAUCAAGGGCAAAGUUGAAGAAGUUGAAUUACCUGAGAAAGCUGACAUCUUGAUAUCUGAGCCUAUGGGCACUUUGCUGGUCAAUGAGAGAAUGCUCGAGUCCUAUGUGAUUGCAAGAGACCGUUUCCUUGUUCCAAAUGGAAAAAUGUUCCCUGCAGUGGGAAGAAUACACAUGGCUCCUUUCAGUGAUGAAUAUUUGUACAUAGAAAUUGCGAAUAAGGCUCUCUUUUGGCAGCAGCAAAACUAUUAUGGUGUUAAUUUGACAUCGUUACAUGGAUCUGCAUUCCAAGGAUACUUUUCACAGCCUGUGGUUGAUGCUUUUGAUCCAAGGUUAUUAGUGGCUCCUGCAAUCUCUCAUGUGAUAAACUUCACUUCAAUCAAGGAGGAAGAAUUAUAUGACAUAGACAUCCCUUUAAAAUUUGUGUCUUCUGUUGGCACUCGAAUUCAUGGUUUGGCUUGCUGGUUUGAUGUACUAUUUAAUGGAAGCACUGUUCAGAGGUGGCUGAGCACAGCACCUGGCUCACCUACCACACACUGGUACCAGCUACGUUGUGUUUUAUCUCAGCCAAUUUAUGUCAUGCCUGGACAAGAAAUAACUGGUCGACUUCACUUGGCUGCCCACACUGCUCAGAGCUAUACAAUUCACCUGACAUUAUCUGCUAAGACGUGGGGCCCUGGUGCUGAACAAGGUGGAAUACUCCAUACUUCAACGGGCAAACUUGAUCUAAAAGAACCCUAUUACCGGAUGUCUCAACCCCAGGUCUACCCUGUGGCCCAGGACCAACAAUCGCAGCAAUUGUUGCAAACACAGGAUAUACCAAUAUUAUCCCAAGAUGAAGAUGGAUCAGAUUUGAUGCAACAACCAUUUCAAGAAUCUGGUGCUGAGUUCAAUUCUCUUUGAAGCCAUUGGUUGGUGCCGAGCUCCCAUACUUGUAACAUUAAGCCAUUUGGCCAAACAAUAGUGGAAGAGUCUUAAUCUAGUCACGUAGUUUUAACCGAUAGCUUUUCCAUCUGUGCCUGUAAAUUAAAAAAAGAAAAUACGAGAUUUACUUCAUAUUCUUCAAGUGGUGGCAGAUAUUUUACAACUAAAUUGCCUCGUUGAAAAUUACUGAGUCAA